GGCGUCUCUGGCGGGAUCGACUCUCUGCUGACAGCCGCGUUUGAUCGCACCGGCGGGGGGCAAACGGACACCAAAAGACACCGGAACAUGAAAGCGCGCGCGGCAGGACAAACAGCGGCGACACAGACAGAGCGGCUCGCUCACUGACUGAAGCCUCGCGCCGCGUCGCGCGCCCUCACCUCACCGCUUAUCAGAAUAAAUUCAUAUUGAUUGCACCUAGAGGAACAAGUGCGGGGGGCUGGAGGCAGAGCGCGGACUCAGGACAGAGGUUCAUGUCCAGCACCGGAGGAGAUCUCAGUGACCCCGACACAGAGGAGCACCACUUUACAGGAUGGGGGUGGUCAGUGAGGGAGAGGACGUUCUAGCACGAUGGAGUGACGGGCUGUUAUACUUAGGCAACAUCAAAAGAGUAGAUCUAAUCAAGCAGUGUUGUUUGGUCAGGUUUGAGGAUAAUUCAGAGUUCUGGGUCCUCAAGAAAGACAUUCAUUUAUUCUCACCAAGUGGAGAGGAAGUGUGUUGUGUCUGCGAUGGUCCACCUCUUAAAGAGCCACUCAUAAACUGUCUCAAAUGCCGCCAUGGUUAUCAUGCACAGUGUCACACUCCAGCCAUCGAUCCAGAAGUGGAGAUCGACUCCUGGAUCUGUCGGCAGUGUGUCUUUGCUGUCGCCACCAAGAGAGGGGGAGCCUUAAAACGAGGUCGCUUUGCUCGGCUCAUGCAGUUAAUGAAGGUGGGGCUGCCCUAUCAGCUUUCAACUUUAGACUGGGACCCACAACAUCUGACUAACCAGCAACAGUGUUACUGCUACUGCGCUGGACCGGGAGAGUGGAACCUGAAGAUGUUGCAGUGUAAUGGUUGUGGUCAGUGGUUUCAUGAAGCCUGUACGCAGUGCCUGACUAAACCUCUGUUAUAUGGAGACAGGUUUUAUCACUUCCAGUGUUCGGUGUGUACAAACGGCCCUGAAACCAUCCAGAGACUCCCGAUGACAUGGGUAGAUCUGGCCCAUUUGUUGCUCUAUCAUCUGUCACUGUGCUGCAAGAGAAAAUACUUUGAUUUUGAUCACGAAAUAAUGGCCUUUGCCAACGAGAACUGGGAUUCUUUGCUCUUGGGCACGCUGUCAGAUACGCAGAAGCAAGAUCGCUCCAACAGUUUGCUCAAUGCUUUAAAUUCCAACAAGGACAGGUUUGUCUCUGGGAAGGAGAUCAAGAAGAAAAAGUGUCUUUUUGGGCUUCAGGUUCGGGCUCCUCCUCCACUGUUGUCUGACUCCUCACCCCUCAUUGCUGAACAGCCCAUCAACAUCACGCACCGUAAAAGCCCGCUGUCACUGCCAUGCCAGAGACGAACGGUGGGGCCGGACUCUCGUAAAUCAAAGCGGCGCAUCAUCGAGACACAGUCCUGUUCACCAGAAGUUCCUGCAAACCACAUCAACCUGGUGCCAUGUUGCCAUGAAUGUGUAAACGGGGCAAGCGUCUACAACUCCCGGAAAUCAGAAGAGGAAUUAGCAGUGGGAUCACCACCCAAGAGAAUGUUUCCCCUGUAUCACUCAUCAUACAAUGGUUCUCAGGGUCUGCCUCGAUCUCUGCAUCACUACAGUGCCGAGGACCCUUGUAGACUUCCAGCCCCCUGCCUGCCCUGCUCCAUGUCGUCAGAUCAUUCGCCUGUCGAGAAGUUUGAGCAGUGCCCAUCACUGUUCCUGCGUGAUGUUGCACCCUACCCCAACGGAAUGGAUUUAGAGGAGCACACAGCACGAGGCUGGGGCGGAGGAGAGGCUGUGAGGAUACUGGCCAAACGUAUCACUCCAGAUGGAAAGGUCCAAUAUUUGGUGGAGUGGGGAAAUGUUAAAGUUUACUGACGGAGAGGUGACAGUAUAUAUACAUGGUAGGAAGAGAGCAGGAGCGAAUGACUGAGUGAGUGAGUAGACAUCAUUUGAAAGUAGAAAAGGACGAAGAACAAAACUGCCUAUAUUACAUUCAGCUAGAGCAGAUUCUCGAGGAAGACAAUGAUGAACUAUACGAUGCCAGGUUGAUCUGAACUUUGACUUCCCUUUUUGAAAUGAUAGAUUAUACUUUCAGAUCUUUUCCCCUUGACAGCGUCUUCUAUAUUUUGAAUACUGUUAGAAACACCUCUAGAAGGCCUUCAAUCUUACUGGUGUAAUUUGUAAUCUAUAUAAUAUAAACUCUUUAUGGUAUUAUAUGUUGUUCAUGCAAUCAUUCCAGUGAGAAACAAUGUUCACCGUUAGGAGGCCGUUACAGCCAGUUUGUAAGGUUCAUUAUGUUAUGAGGGACAAAGAGAAUGUUAGAGAAAUACUGUUAAUUAGGCAGAAAAUACUGUUCGUUCAUUUUUUUUUGAUCGAUGACCUAACAAGAUCGUCAUAGCACUGUUAUUAUUUACUUUACUUACAGCCACAAUUUAUUCAUUCAAUUUGGUUUUAUAAUCAUGACAAUAUGUGAGUGAUGACAAUAUGUGAGUGUACUUAAAUAUCCUCUUUAGUCACUAGAUCUGUCAAAGCACUUCUGAGGGCACUUCUGUGUUUCUCUAGUAUUCUUAACAGAAUGUUUCCAAGAUCUUGUAAAAUCCAUGCCAGAAAGAAUGAAACCCAUUCUAAAAUCGAAAGCGGGUGUUAAUCAGUAUUGGUAUGGUGUUUCUAAUAAAGUGGCUAGUGAGUGUAUACAUAAACAAAUAA
Molecule: messenger RNA, 2680 nt
Organism: Trichomycterus rosablanca
Lineage: Eukaryota; Metazoa; Chordata; Actinopteri; Siluriformes; Trichomycteridae
Gene: phf1
Product: PHD finger protein 1
Exons: 15
Coding region: 332-1849 (505 amino acids)
Biological process (GO): regulation of DNA-templated transcription; chromatin organization
Cellular component (GO): nucleus
Molecular function (GO): DNA binding; chromatin binding
Source: RefSeq, a predicted model, not a curated record